Messenger RNA from Cyclospora cayetanensis, 1638 nucleotides. RefSeq lists its product as uncharacterized. The transcript has 11 exons. Bases 1 to 1638 code for a protein of 545 amino acids. Gene Ontology annotation, molecular function: lipid binding. Lineage: Eukaryota; Apicomplexa; Conoidasida; Eucoccidiorida; Eimeriidae. The record is from RefSeq and is a predicted model, not a curated record.
AUGGCAGAGCGAGAAGUCAGCGCUCAUGAGUUCAACUUUGAUAUUUUGCAGCAGCAAGUUCGGACGCUGUGGCGAACUGUGAAGCAGCUGCUGUAUCCGCCUCUUUUGCCUCUUGAAGGCGGAGUCUCCGAUAUUCCCCUGCUGCAAGGCGGUGUAAGGCAGCUGGAUGCCUCUGUCCUCAAGCUGCAGCUGCCUGAGGCUGCUUCGGAGGAUACAAGUCCAUCCGUUGGAGAGCCGUUCAGCCCCAGACGAUUGGAGCUGGCAACCGAACAGUACAUUGACGCGGUGCUGAAACGAGAGGGGCCUCGAGGGCUCAUGUCUACGCGUAGCGCUGAGCGUCCAGCGAGAGCGCUCUCUAAGGCUUCCAAGCCUCUCGAUCGACGGAUCAUCAACCGAUUUAUCGGGGAAUGGGAGUUUGAUCGAAGCAGAAGCACGAGCUUCUCGCCAGUGUCAGAGCAGUUGGGGGUCUCGUGGUUCAUCCGCAACGCUGUAGAAAAGCUGAACCCGACUGUGCAGUACGCGCUUAUUGAGGAGAACGGGCAGCUGGAGUUUGCCAUAACGACCACACUGACUGCGGGCAUCUCAAAGACUGUGCGUCUAAAUCUGAGCGGCGUUGAUGUGGAGGCAGAAGACGAAGAUGUGGGGGCCUGGAAGAGCGUCACGCAGAUUGACGGUGCGGUCCUCAAGACCACCCAGCGCAACGAGCAGCAAAAAGCAACUCUCUAUGAGACAAGAGAAAUUAAGUCUGAAGGCGAAGGUACGCAGUCGGACGCCCUUUGGUAUAAAGUAGUACUGCGAAAAGAAGGCCUCGAAAACGAGGUUUCUUCAGUUCGAGUUUUCAAGCGGAUCUCGGGGCCCCCCAGUGAACCAUAUGCUGGAGGGGAGCAUGCGGCAGCCGCAUCAGAAGGAUCCUUAUCUACUGCCUCCUCCCCAGCAAAGGCACUCGACGGAGACGAAGGCCCACAGCAGCUUCCCGCAUGGCACGCCUUCAAGCCUAGGAAAGCUGUGAGCUCCGAAUUGCAGUGGAUUGUGGAUCACCUAGACGAUCCAUCCGCUUUCAAAAAAAUCGGAUGUCGGGGAUAUGAGACCUUUAAGUGCGAACAGUACAAGUUCCACGUGGCUGCUGGACAGCGCAUCACCUCGGGAGAUGCCGUGCCGGUACUAGGCGCUGGGCGGAUCAACUUGGGAAAGGUGGACUUUCAAAAAUGCAUCGAUUAUCUUUCGAAACCUGAAAACAAAAUGGAGUUCGAUUCCGCAACCAGCAAAGUCGUUACCAUUGCCACCGACGGGAACUUCUCCCUUGUGUACCAGGCUUUUAAAGGCCAGUGGGGGUUUUCAGGCCGAGAAUUUGUCAUUGCUUGUUGGAGUACCAAGGUUGAUGAGAACCGGAUGAUUUUGAGUUGCGAGUCCGUUGAUUGGACAGAGAGCAUCGAGGGUCAAAUACAGGGUCUCGUGAGGGCGAAUCUGCACCUCGCCGGAUAUGACAUACAGCGACAGUCCAAUGAUGACGUCGUGCUUACAUUCUGUGUACAGGCGGAUUUGAGGACGGCGGGGGUUCCUGAAUGGAUAAACAGCAGGGUGAAGGCUGAGCAGCUGACGGUGGUGAAGAGCAUUAAAGACCGAAUUCUCAAUCUUUAA